This is a messenger RNA of Fibroporia radiculosa, 798 nucleotides long. RefSeq lists its product as uncharacterized. The record is from RefSeq and is a predicted model, not a curated record. The transcript has 5 exons. Bases 1 to 798 code for a protein of 265 amino acids. Lineage: Eukaryota; Fungi; Basidiomycota; Agaricomycetes; Polyporales; Fibroporiaceae. Gene Ontology annotation, molecular function: phosphatase activity.
AUGACCCAACCGCGACCCAAGAUUGAAUAUGUCAUAUUUGACAUGGAUGGACUGCUAAUAGACUCCGAGAGGGUGUACACCGAGGUGACCAACGCCAUCCUCGCAGAGUACGGCAAAGAGAUGACCUGGGACAUCAAAGCCGGCCUCAUGGGCAAGCCCGAGCGCGACGCCGCGGCCCACCUGCUCGCCUUCUUCCCCGACCUCCCGCCCUCCUUCACGAUCGACACGUACCUCGCGCUCCGGCGCGCGGGGCAGGACGCGCGCUGGCCGUACGUGCAGCCGCUGCCCGGCGCCGUGCGCCUCGUGCGCCACCUGCACGCGCACGGCGUCCCGAUCGCGGUCGCGACGGGCUCGCAGCGGCGCAACUACGUGCAGAAGAGUGCGCACCUCAUGGACGCGCUCUUCGAGUGCUUUGCGGGCCGCGUCGUGUGCGCGGACGACGGGCUCGUCGCGCCCGGCCGCGGGAAGCCGCACCCGGACGUGUUCCUCGUCGCGGCGGAGCGGUGCUUGGGGCGGCGUGUCGGGGUGGCUGAGGCCGGUGAGAGUGCGGUGAGUGCGGAGGAAGGUAAGGAGAGAGCGCUGGGACUUGUGUUUGAAGAUGCGAUUCCGGGGGUGCAGGCGGGCAAGAGGGCCGGUAUGAAUGUUGUUUGGGUCCCUGACGUGAACUUGCUGUCGUUGGGAGAGUCGGGUCCGACCAUGGACAUUGAACAGCCUGACCAGACCCUCAACUCUCUCGAGAAUUUCGUACCUGAGGAGUGGGGGCUGCCGCCAUACGAUGACGAUGUCGCAACAUCGUAG